GCGUUCUACGGGAAGUGAGAGUGAAAAUCCAGUAGGAUUCACGGAUAUCAUUAGGGAUUUUCCUUCAAUUAUUAUUUUUAUUUCGAAGCUGCUUUGACUCAAGAAAAACAAGUGGACAUAACUAUUUUAACUAGCUAACAAAACACAACCCUGGCCAUGUCUGAGACAUACGACUUCCUGUUCAAAUUCCUAGUGAUUGGGAAUGCCGGAACUGGAAAAUCAUGUCUUCUUCACCAGUUUAUUGAGAAGAGAUUCAAAGACGAUUCGAAUCACACUAUCGGAGUGGAGUUUGGCUCAAAGAUAAUCAACGUGGGGAACAAAUAUGUCAAACUCCAAAUCUGGGACACUGCAGGACAAGAGAGAUUCAGAUCUGUGACGCGGAGUUACUACAGAGGCGCUGCAGGAGCGCUGCUUGUGUAUGACAUCACCAGCCGGGAAACCUACAACGCCUUGACCAACUGGCUGACAGACGCCAGGAUGCUGGCCAGCCAAAACAUUGUCAUCAUCCUGUGUGGUAACAAGAAGGACUUGGACGCAGACCGGGAGGUCACCUUCCUGGAGGCGUCUCGCUUUGCUCAGGAAAAUGAGCUGAUGUUUCUGGAGACCAGUGCUCUGACAGGGGAGAACGUGGAGGAGGCCUUUGUGCAGUGUGCUAGGAAAAUUCUCAACAAGAUAGAGUCGGGAGAGUUGGACCCGGAGCGGAUGGGAUCAGGGAUCCAGUACGGAGACGCGGCGCUGCGACAGCUGCGCUCCCCUCGCAGAGGACAGGCCGAGAGCGCCCAGGAAUGUGGCUGUUAGUGAACAAGCUCAGUGUGCCCAGAUCAAAGGCAGGUUGGUGAAGACUCAGAUGACAGAUGUAGGGAACAUGAUACAUCGUGGCCGAGCGACUCUUCCCUGACCUUUUUCUAACUUCCCAACUUCCGGAUGUUCCAUCAGUGAUCCAUAGAGAGCCCUGGAUUUCUGGCCCCAAUCUGGAAUGCUGAGCUUGUUCCUGGACCCCUCAGACACAGGCAGAGAUGCCCCUGUUCCAAUCUCCUCUAAGAGUGGACCAAGCCCUUCAAUCAUCUAGGCCGUAUUCAUAAUGCGUCUCUAAGUCAGAGUGCUGAUAUUAUUUAUUUUUCCUCUUAGAUCAUAAUGAAUAAGACAACAUGGACAAGGGGACCUGAUCCUCGAUCAGCACACUUAAUCAGAGACGCUAAAUGAUUACGGGCCCUGGAAUUUUACUUACACCCCUGUACUGCUGCCCUAUCCCUACCCACAGCAUCUUGCAUUAUGUACAGUACUAUCUGUAUAAAGAAUAUAUCAUUUAAGUACCUCAAAGCAUGUUUUAUGGACUGAAUAUCACAGUAUUUCAUUAUUUGCUGAAGAAUAAUCAAUCAAUUUUGACAUCACAUUUUCCUUUGUCAU
Salvelinus sp. IW2-2015 is the source of this 1407-nucleotide messenger RNA. RefSeq names its product ras-related protein Rab-4A. Gene Ontology annotation, molecular function: GTPase activity; GTP binding. Lineage: Eukaryota; Metazoa; Chordata; Actinopteri; Salmoniformes; Salmonidae. Gene Ontology annotation, cellular component: insulin-responsive compartment; plasma membrane; recycling endosome. Gene Ontology annotation, biological process: vesicle-mediated transport; Rab protein signal transduction; regulation of endocytosis. The record is from RefSeq and is a predicted model, not a curated record.